UGACCCCCCUCUUUAAUUAAACCUUUAACUCUAUCCUCUCUUCCAGAUAAUUCUCCUCUCCCUCUUUCCAUUUCUCCGCUCUUAUCUCUCCCCCACUCUCUCUGCUCCAAAACGAAAAUGGCCACUGUAAUCAAAACGCCGCCGUUCAGUGCGCCACGGAUUAUCAACAACAGCAGCAUUUCCUUAAAAUAUGCAAAUCCCUUAUGCCUUUCUUUUAGCCACAACAACAACAGAAGUAUUCCCAAUUUUUCCCUUGCCAAAAAUUCUCUCCGGUUCCCCACCAAACCUUCCCUCCGGUUCGUAAAGUUCGUUCCUUUUUCUUCACAAGGAGAAACCGAAACCACCGAGACCGAGGAGACAAUCCAAGAACCAGAAAUUGAGCAGGACUCAUCUGAUGGUGCUGUGGAGGUGGAAGAUGCUGCAAGCAGUGAAGAGGUUGCAAGCAGUGAAGAGGUUGCUGAUGCUGAGGACACAUCUUCAGUCGUCAUGGCUUCCCUCCGGUCUUACAAAGAAGCUUUGGCAAGUAAUGAUGAAUCAAUAAUUGCUGAAAUAGAAGCAUUUUUGAAAUCCGUUGAAGAUGAGAAAAUCGACAAUGAAAGGAAAGUGGCCAGUUUGACUGAAGAAUUAUCAAUAGAAAAGGAGCGGGUUCUUAGGAUUAGUGCAGACUUUGAUAAUUUUCGGAAGCGGACAGAGAGAGAACGCCUCUCACUAGUAACAAAUGCCCAAGGGGAAGUUGUGGAGAAUCUGUUGUCUGUUUUGGAUAAUUUUGAGAGAGCUAAGACCCAGAUUAAGACAGCAACAGAAGGAGAAGAGAAGAUCAACAACAGCUACCAGAACAUAUACAAGCAAUUCAUGGAAAUUCUAGUUUCGCUUGGCGUUGUUCCUGUGGAGACUAUUGGGAAGCCCUUUGAUCCAAUGUUGCAUGAGGCUAUUAUGCGUGAGGAUUCAGAUGCAUUUGAAGAAGGUACUGUACUUGAAGAAUAUCGCAAGGGGUUCAAGCUUGGUGACAGGCUCUUGCGUCCAUCAAUGGUGAAAGUAUCUGCUGGUCCAGGGCCUGUGAAACCUGAACAAGUAGAGGAAUCACAGGAAGAAGCUGAGGCUACUAGUGGAACUAGUGAAGGUGGCAGCACAGAAGAGGAGUCUGCUUAGAAGACAAGAUAGCCUAGACUCAGUUUUGUAAGCAUAAGCUGCGUUGUUGUGCCUAGUUUUAUCUUUAGGACCCCAGUUUUGGUGGGUUGUGGUUGUUAAAAGAUGAUACUUCUACUGCCAUUUGUUUCUUUUUAGUAGUAGUUGAUAUUGGUCAAAAGGAAACACCAUUUUGUCGUGGCCAUUUUCUCUCUGCUUGUGCAAUGCUCCCUGAAGAAGUACUGUAAAAUGACAGCAAGAUAUCAAGUUUUAUGGUUUCUAUUGCCGAAAA
Messenger RNA from Populus trichocarpa (black cottonwood), 1417 nucleotides. RefSeq lists its product as uncharacterized. NCBI's taxonomy places the organism in Eukaryota, Viridiplantae, Streptophyta, Magnoliopsida, Malpighiales, Salicaceae. The coding region runs from base 118 to 1149 and encodes 343 amino acids. Gene Ontology annotation, biological process: protein folding. The record is from RefSeq and is a predicted model, not a curated record. Gene Ontology annotation, cellular component: chloroplast. Gene Ontology annotation, molecular function: adenyl-nucleotide exchange factor activity; protein-folding chaperone binding; protein homodimerization activity. The transcript is spliced from 3 exons.